Messenger RNA from Arabidopsis arenosa, 7931 nucleotides. Lineage: Eukaryota; Viridiplantae; Streptophyta; Magnoliopsida; Brassicales; Brassicaceae. The record is from the annotation of a GenBank genome assembly.
GAAGAAACUAAAGUAGAAAUGUUUGAAUCCAUUGCAAGAUUAGUAUGGAAUUUCGGAUUAAUUAACGAAAGGGUUUCUUCACUUUGUGCUUGAAGCAAGAAAAUUUGGGAUAAACAAUGUCGUCUUCUUCUUCUUCCUUGGAACAACCUGGAGUCAUAACCUGCAAAGCGGCGGUGGCAUGGCGUGCUGGUGAGCCAUUGGUUAUGGAGGAAGUUGAAGUGAGUCCACCUCAACCUCUUGAGAUCAGAAUCAAAGUUGUAUGUACAUCUCUCUGUCGUAGUGAUCUUUCUGCUUGGGAAUCUCAGUCUCUUUUGCCUCGAAUAUUUGGCCAUGAAGCUGCAGGUAUAGUAGAGAGCAUUGGAGAAGGUGUAACCGAGUUUGAGAAAGGAGAUCAUGUGCUCGCUGUAUUCACUGGAGAAUGUGGGUCAUGUCGGCAUUGCAUCUCUGGGAAAAGUAAUAUGUGUCAGGUUCUUGGAAUGGAGAGGAAAGGUUUGAUGCAUAGUGAUCAGAAGACACGCUUCACCAUCAAAGGCAAACCUGUUUACCAUUACUGCGCGGUUUCAAGUUUCAGCGAGUACACUGUGGUUCACUCUGGCUGUGCUGUCAAAGUCGAUCCUUUGGCACCUCUGCACAAAAUUUGUCUGCUAAGCUGUGGAGUAGGUGCAGGUCUUGGUGCAGCAUGGAAUGUUGCUGAUGUACAAAAAGGUUCAAGUGUUGUGAUAUUUGGUCUUGGAACUGUCGGUCUUUCGGUUGCUCAAGGUGCCAAACUCAGAGGAGCAACUCAAAUAAUUGGAGUUGAUAUAAAUCCAGCUAAGGCUGAACAAGGAAAGACAUUUGGCGUCACGGAUUUCAUCAAUUCAAAUGACCUCUCUGAACCUAUACCCCAGGUAAUCAAAAGAAUGACAGGAGGAGGUGCGGAUUUCUCAUUCGAAUGUGUCGGUGAUACAGGAGUAGCUACUACUGCUUUACAAUCGUGCUCGGAUGGAUGGGGAAUGACGGUUACUCUAGGUGUACCGAAAGUGAAGCCUGAAGUUUCAGCUCAUUACGGACUUUUCCUUUCCGGGAAAUCUUUAAAAGGGACUCUAUUUGGUGGUUGGAAGCCUAAAUCUGAUCUUCCUUCACUCAUUGAAAAGUACAUGAACAAGGAGAUUAUGAUCGAUGAAUUGGUUACGCAUAACCUGGCAUUUGAUGAAAUCAACAAAGCUUUUGAUCUUAUGAGAGAUGGAAAGUGUCUGCGUUGUGUUCUUCACAUGCCAAAAGCACCAAUGGAGGAGGAAUCGGAGAGAAGGAAAGCCAUCGCUCUCUUCAUGGCUUUCGGUACCAAAGGCGAUGUCUACCCUCUCGCUGCCAUUGCCGCAGCUUUCGCUCGUGUUCAGAAACACUACUGUGUGGUUUUGAUGUCACAUUUGGCUCAUGAGAACCUAAGCUCUCACUUGAUCAAAGCAAACGUUUCCUAUUUUCCUAUCAAUUCUCCUCCUGCUCUGUCUAGUGAACCUCAGAGUACUCAAAACGGAACAGAGAAACUAUUUUUGGAGGAAAAAGAAAGGAUAAAAAGGGAACACAGACAAGAGUGUCAUUCUGCAUUCAGAAGCAUUUUCGGAAAGGAUUCUUGUAUGGAGGGUGAUUUCGUUGUCAUAAAUUUCUUUGCAUUGGAAGGAUGGAGCCUUGCAGAACUUUUCCAAAUCCGUUGUGUGGUAGCGGCUCCUUAUGUUGUUCCGUAUAGUCCACCAUCAGGCUUUGAAAGACAGUUUAGGAAGGAACUCCCAGGUUUGUACAAGUACUUGAAAGAAGCCCCCAUCGGCAAGGUUAGCUGGAGUGAUGUAACUCAUUGGAUGUGGCCUCUUUUUACUGAAGAAUGGGGAUCGUGGCGCUACGAGGAACUCAACCUAAGUUGUUACCCUUUUGCAGAUCCAGUAACAGACCUUCCAAUUUCGCAUAGCCGGCCGCCAUCUCCCUUGGUCUUGUAUGGUUUCAGCAAAGAAAUCGUCGAAUGCCCUGAUUAUUGGCCAUUGAGCGUUCGAGUCUGCGGCUUUUGGUUUCUGCCCAAUGAAUGGCAGUUUUCGUGCAACAAGUGUGGAGACAAUUCUUUUGCAGGGCUCCUGGGUACAGACGAUUCCCAUACAUGCUCAAAUCACACUGAGUUGUAUACUUUUAUAUCGUCUUGUGAGCCAGCUCUGCCUAUCUUUGUAGGGUUGAGUUCUGUUGGAAGCAUGGGCUUUGUAAGGGAUCCAGUAGCCUUUCUUCGAGUUCUCCAAUCUGUUAUCCAGAUUACAGGUUACAGAUUUAUCAUUUUCACAGCAGGUUAUGGACCUUUAGAUGCAGCAAUUGGGACCAUUGCUAAUAGAUCAGAUUCAAGUGAGAAACAACCGUUACAUGCGGGAAUCUCUAUUUUCAACGGCAAGCUUUUCUGCUUCUCUGGUGGUUCUGUUGCUGCAGCAUUACAGGGUGGAAUCCCGCAGAUCAUAUGCCCAUUUAUGCUCGAUCAGUUCUAUUGGGCAGAAAAGAUGUCUUGGCUUGGAGUUGCUCCUCAACCAUUGAAAAGAAACCAUCUGCUUCUAGAGGAACCAAAUGAUGAAAACAUCAUGGAAGCUGCACAAGUGGUAGCAAAAGCAAUAUACGAUGCACUGUCUGCAAAAACUAGGGCUCGUGCCAUGGAAAUUGCUGAAAUAUUAUCUCUUGAGGAUGGAGUCACAGAAGCUGUGAGAGUGCUUAAAGAAGAGGCCGCUGGUCCUCAAAGUGCCAUAAUGAAACCGACCAUCCUUUAUCACACUUUUAGCAAUCGAAGAAGGCCGAAAGCGCCACCACACGAAACUCACAUUCUCCCCAGGAGUCUGCAACAUCAAGAAUUUAAUUCAAGAGGGUACUUAGGUCGCUACAUCAAAGACAUUAAAAAAGACCAGCUCAAGAUCACACUCUGGAAUGGGGAAGUCUUGUUGGAGAACGUGGAACUGAUUCUUGAGGCGUUUGAGUAUUUACAGCUUCCAAUUGCUCUCAAGCAAGGCCGUGUUGGGAAAUUGAGCAUUAAAAUUCCAUGGAAGAAACUUGGUAGGGAUCCUAUAAUCAUUAUGCUUGAAGAUGUCUUUAUAUGUGCAUCACAACGGAAUGAUCAAGAGUGGAGUUCAGAUGUCGUUGAGAAAAGAGAGUUUGCUGGUAAGCAAGCUAAGCUUGCUGCUGCAGAACUAGCAAAAUUGUCCAGGCGCGUCGACAGUCCAGCGGGGAAGUCUUUUUUCUCAUUUAUUGCUGCCAAGGUUCUUGAUAACAUUCAAGUGUCCAUCAGAAACUUUCACAUCUUAUACUCCGAUGCACAACCUGAAUCAGUGCAAGUUGUAUUAGGAUUGCGGUUUUCAAGCUUGACAGUUACUAAACAAAACUCAGUUGGGCCAUCAGUUGGUAGGGUGAGAGGGGGGCAAGUGAAUAUACUUGUGGAGAUUGAAGGUUUGGAAAUAUAUUGUGACAUGUAUGAGGGAAACAUGGACUUUCCAAGUGUUAAUGAAAAAAGAGGUUUUGACAACUGGUGCCAGUCAAGAUUGCAAAGCAAUAUAUUUGGUUAUUUACUGAAGCCAGUCCAUGUUUCUGUAACGCUAUUGGUCAAUCGAUCUGGAGAGAUUUUUGACGAUCUUCCUCAGUAUUCUAUCAGCGCUGAGUUGACUGAUGUGGUCAUGACUCUGAAUGAAUUUCAAUUGCAGCAGAUUCUUAUUCUGUUAGAUUACUUGCAAACCAGCCAAUUGCGUGAGAGGUAUGGGCGGUAUCGUCCCUGCUCCACUUCCAUAUUGAGGAAACCACCAGGAUGGCAGAAACUUUGGUGGCACUAUGCCCAAAAAUCAAUUUUAUCUGAUGUACGUAAGAAACUGUGGAAAACUUCAUGGAGAUUUCUUGAACAGCGAAUGAGAAUGCGCAGGAGGUAUAUCAACUUCUACAAGAUAAAGCUAGAUUUCCUUCUCAGAGAACAGUCAAUCGAUGAGUCUAUCCGUUUGGGUUUGGAAGAAGUCGAGAAGAAGUCUGAUAUUGAUGAUAUCUUAAGUUAUAGGUCUGCAGCGGAAGGUGAGAUGCAGGAAGCUUGUUCAGAAUUGACAGUGAACAUGGGAGCGACUGGUGCCACUGGCUCCGGAAAGGAACAGAGCGCCCCUGAAAAGGAACCGAGUGACGAUCCUACAUUAAAUAAGUCGCGUGGGUGGUUGAACUGGUUGUCACGGGGAAUGCUUGGUGCCGGAGGCACAGAGGAUUCAAGUCAGUUUUCUGGUGUUGUUUCUGAUGAAGUUGUCAAGGAUAUACACAAGGCAACAAAGUUUCACCCUCUUUCGUCAUCUCCUAGAAAUACAAGUGCAACUGGUAAGAUCUGUACGUGCUCCAUUCGACUCAACGUACCCAAAAUUUCUGGUACUUUGCAACAUAUAACUGGGAGUUCUUCUCAAGUUAUUUCAGAGUUGGACAUUUUGGGGGUGAUUGUUGAAUGCAAGUCUUGGAAAGAUUCUACAGCCAUGAUUGUAUCUGUUAUUUCUGGAAGGCUGCUCUAUCCUCACAAUGGGAAAGAAAUAUUAACCAUGAAAGGGGUCUGUUCUCAGAGUGAUACACUAGAAACGAAACCCUCAUAUGGAGCACGAUUGAAGUUGUCUAAAGAUCAUGAUGUUGCAUUGUCAUUAAAGGUCACCCUUCAACCACUUGAAGCUGCUUAUGAUGUAGACUUCUUUCUAGCUGUCAGUAAAUUUUUCAUGGGUUCAAGAUACUUCAAACUCCAACAUGAAAGGAUUUUAUCAUCACUCAAUGGCCUUGAAAGUGAAACGCGAUUGGUAGCGAAAGCUGAAUACCUCUUAUCAAGCCGAAAUAAAGUUAAGUGGGACCUGGACAUAAAAGAUCUUACCUUAAGUUUCCCUGGACGAUUGGUUGAAUCAGAAAGCUAUAAUCUGGUUCUGGUAUUGGAAUCUCUUUCUAUCACAUCUAGUAGCACAGAUGCUCUUAGCCCAAGUCCAAGAUUGGAGUCUGAUGCGGACCAUGUGGUCAAUAGCUUACAAAGUUCCGUUGCAGCCUUGGAUGCUUUUCAAGUCAAAGAUCUCUAUGACCAUUUUGAUAUCAAAAUCUGUAACCUUGAGAUGAAGCUCAUGAAGAUUCAUCCUUUCCAAGAACUUCCCCUUGUGGAGAAAUCAUCUUUACUUAUCAAGUUUGCGUCUUGUAUAAUUCCGGAGGAGUCGAUUUCGAAGCAGUUGGAGGUUGAAGCUACUCUGCCUAUGUUCAAUGUCCAUUUCUCUCCGUCAAUAUUUAAAGGAGUCAUGUCUGUGAUUGAAUAUCUUGAUAUUCAGGAUCAUGGAGCUCGAAAUGCUCCACCUUCCCCUGCUCCCAUCUUUCACUUCACCAUAAAAACCAACUUGGCAUUUUUCAGGUUGCACGUCAAUCUCGAAAAUGAAGGAGAAAAUAGCACAGUGAUUGUUCUUUCUAUACAGCAGCUGGAUCUCUGGUAUUCGCUUACCAAAUUUGAAGAGUGGUCAGUCCGUGCGAAAACACUGGAAAUGACAGCUUGCUCCUCUAAAGAUGCAGCUGACAGUCAUAUUUUAUGUUCAUCUGCAAAUCUACUCAAAUCUUCUUCCCAUGGACAUGGGAUGGAUGCUCAUACUAGCGAUCAAACCAACAUUAUUGAUUACGGAACAACUCCUGAAGCUGCUAUCAGCUUAAAUUGCAAGAUAGCCUCCUAUAAGAUCUCGUCUAGCGAUACAAAUCCAUCUAGCCUUACUACAGAUACCAGUGCUCCAGCAGAAAUUCCUCAGUUUGAUUUUGAAAGGUUUGGAUUCUCAAACUUCAUUGAAAGUAGAUCUUGUGGCUGCAUUCCUCUUGACAAAUAUCCAUUUGUAACCAUUUACAAUUCGGGUUCUCUUGAUAGCCUAGAAAGUUCUCUGUGUUAUUCGACUUUUGACUGGAGGAAGUUAUUUAUAUUAAGGAAUAAAAAGGAUGGGGCACAAAUAGGUUUGAACUGCGAAUGUAACAGCUGUACUUUUCAACCAAAACGUGAUUGCCCUCUGAAUGGGCUUGCGUCAUCCAGUGAUCUUGGUCAGACCAAUCACUUUACAGUUGAUAUGCAUGUCUUCAACACCAAUGUGCAUUUUCAUGAUUCUUCAAGUGUUUUUGGAACUAUUAUACUGCCAGUAUCCAGAUACUUUCUUACCAUUUCAGAUGAUCAUCUCGAUUUGGUUGCCUCUGCUGAAGACUUGAUGCUGGAGUCAUCUUUGUUCACCAACUAUUCUGGUGGGUUUCUUUGGAAACAUUCAUCAACAGAUGUCUCGCAGGUCUUGAACCUACGUGUAAGGAAGAAGGAUUUGGAGCCUUCUGGUUCUGAACUUGAAGUGAGCAUAGGUAUUCAACACACAUGCUGCAUUUUACCUCCGGAAUAUCUGGCCAUUAUAAUUGGCUACUUCUCUCUUUCUGACUGGACUUCGAAGUCUGGCCUGCAGUCGUUGCCACAAGCUACUGAGUUGACCAAGGCUCCUUCUGAGUUUGCCAUUGCUUAUAAAAUUGAGAUACUGGACUCCUCUAUAGUUCUUCCUGUGGAAGAUGAUGACCGCCGGCAACUGAAAGUUGACAUUCAGCAGUUAUAUAUUAGCUUUGUUCCAGAGUGUGCUUUGAACAAUGUGGUGCAGCACAUACCACAGGAAUGUGUUAUUCCGCUUAAUCAAGUAGCAGAGCGAGCUGACUGUUUAAACAUAUUUGGGCGGGACUUAUCGGUAUCAUUGCUGCUUUCUGAGAGUGGCAUAUCAACAUUCGAGAAGGACGCCAUGUGCAGAAGUAUCACUCUAGCUGCUAGCAUUAUUGCUGAUGCUUGGAUUAGCUUCCCUUGUGAUCGCAAUCCGCUAACGGAUUUGGCAUGUGUUAUGUCAAGGGUUGACGUUUGUGAAAUUGUUGUGGAUGAUUCAGAUGCCUUGGAUGGGUUUAAGGCAUUUCUUGAUGUGGUUGAUCAGCUUUCUUUAGUCGAUGAGGAAUCAAAACUUUUCGUGUCUGAUGUUCCUCAGUUUCUUCGUACGAAGAUGCGUCUAAAGCAAGAGUUGUCAGUUGCCCCCCUGGGAUCUUCCACAAGCUUUAUAAAAUUCAGAAUUUUUGUCAAUCUUUUGACGUCAAAACUGCAUCGGUUAAGGAAAGAUCCUGGAACACUGCUAUCCGAACCAGUGCUCCAAGCUGAUAUGAAAUUUGUUUGCUCUGGAGAAUUUAAAAAUAAUUUCCCUAUGAGCUUGGAUGUUCAAUUUUUCGAAAUCGGGAUUUAUUCAUUGCUGAGCUCAGUCAUGUUAGCUAGAUGCAUCAAUGCAUAUGGGGAUCCUUCUGCACUGAAAGUCAGAUUUACGGAACAGGCUGAAAAUGAAUACGAUCUCUGUUUUUCUCUUCCAUCUCUAGACAUCUGGUUACACUCUUUUGAUUGGAUUGAAGUUAUUGAACUUCUGAAAUCUUAUUCCCAGAUACUGGAAGACCCUUUUUUGUCAAAAGGUUCAAACUUGGAUAUGGAUGAAUCUAUUGGAGUGGUAAGGACUAUUUGUGACAAUACUGAUCGGGUUUUGAAUGUUCUGCAAACUGAGGUAUCAGAGAACUCUAGUGAGGUAAUGGCAUUUUCCGCAAGAUCAGAGACUAUUGGGGUCCAAAUCCAUUUUCCUCUUUGCACAAGCCAUACAGAAUUUCCAGGGUUCAUGGCAACUGAUGUUCAUGAGAUAUCUGAGGAAGAGCACACAAAUUUUUUUAAAGGGAAUUACUGUAAAUAUGUUUCUGUUACAGCGCGUAGUAGGAGCGGCGAACUCUCUAUUCUUGGGAGAGAUGUCAAACUGAGCUAUAAGAUUGAAAAAGCUCAAUGGGAUUCUUGCAAUAUCUGGGGUUGACACUGUCAGGUCUUGCUCUCUAUUUGGGGCGGCACAACUACUUGUAGAAACUAGUAUUCAGAUGGAUCAGAACAAAAUCAUGAGCAUAGA